CUUGCUGACACUCCCUGUGCUACCCUCGGCGUUCGAGGCCUCUUGGAUCAACUCAACACCACACUCAGAACAUCACACACCCUGACACCAUCUCUCUCCUCCCUUCUCGAAGAGUGCAUCGAAAACAACUACGACCUUGGCAUGGCAUAUGGCCGCCUCCGCCAAAUAUGGUACACCCGCAACUGGAGCACUACACGAGACACAUUGCGUAAAUGGGAAGAGGCGGACCGGGAGAUGCGACGGAAAGCACUCGUUGGUAACCGGAUCAUCAAUCCAAUGUUGCAACCUCGACGCGUGUGGGAUCUGUACAGCAAUCGGGUGGUGCCAUGGUGGUGCACAGGACUCGGAAGCUCCUCUUGUGGUGACUGGAAGUGGAAGUGGCCCGGGAUGCUUCGGCCGAUAUCUCAUGCAUGGGUAGAUGAGAAGGAUCGUGUCGAUGUGCAGACACCCAUCAACAGAUAUGAAUGGCCUGUUCCUAUCCCGAAGGACACUAGCCUCAACCUUGUCCGCAUUGAGAUGCUCAAUCUUCAAGUGGAAUAUGGGUGGUUGGACGUUCUCUGUUUGAGACAGGAGGGCGGACUGGGGGAGGACAUGCGCAGGGAUGAGUGGAAGCUGGAUGUGCCCACCAUUGGAGCAGUGUAUCAUCGGAGCAGUGUGGUGAUUUAUUUGAGUGGGCUGGGUCGGCCUUUGAGUUUGAAGGAGGGCGACUUGGAUAGUGAUAAGUGUUGGUUUAGACGUGCAUGGACACUACAGGAGGUUGGCAGCAGCAGGGUAAUUGCUGGGGACACACCAGAUGGACCACUGCAAGCCGAGUGUAAUCACGGGAAGUAUGAGACUCCGCUACUGACCAGGUUUCACGAGCAGCUGCAGUCUAUGAGUGGCAUGUCGUAUACUGGUGUGUUUGUGGCACUGAAGAGCAUGCAGAAUCGGGUGUCGACCAACCCAGUGGACAAAGUUGCGGGACUGGCAUUUCGUCUGCAGUCCAACACAAUACCGGCAUACUACGAGAGCGAGUCUCUCGAGGACGCAUGGACAGCACUCGUGAAUUCGAGGCAUGCGGGGGUUCGGGGAAUGUUGUUCUGCUUGUAUUCUGAACCAGGCAAUGCAGGCAGAAAAUGGAGACCAUCAUGGGACCAGGUUAUGACGAAGUCUCUGCCUGCAUAUCCUUACUCCAACAUCGACGUUGAUUGGAAUAAGAUGGAUGAAGACUCGUGUGGUGCGGGGUGCAUUGAAAAGGGGCUGGUGCGGGGGUUGGCUGUUGUGGAAGGGCGUGAUCGACGUGGGGAGUUGAUUGUUAAAGGCAAGGAUGGGAUGGAACAUGCAUUCAACAUCACGGCCACCCAUGAGUACCCGAUACCUGAAGGCACAUACACACUGAUUUGUGCUAAUAAAUGGAUGUUCCAAUGUUGGGUUGUCGGGCGAAGACUGCCAAGGGAAAGGUUUGAGAAAGUGUCGGUGUUGGAAAUUACCAAUAGAUAUGAAGCGAGUCAGUUAGAGGACCUGAAUGUUACUAAAAAGUGUCGGAAUAUUCUUGUUUGA
Molecule: messenger RNA, 1539 nt
Organism: Desarmillaria tabescens
Lineage: Eukaryota; Fungi; Basidiomycota; Agaricomycetes; Agaricales; Physalacriaceae
Exons: 1
Coding region: 142-1539 (465 amino acids)
Source: RefSeq, a predicted model, not a curated record